AUGACGCCAGAUACAGAGUUCUUGCCUUCACCAGUUGUUUCCGAGGUUUUUUCCUCUUCACUGUUCAAGCAAGCUCCAAGCAAUGCGGCAGCAGACCGACCUUUGGUCUUCGUAUUGCUCAAGAUAUUACCCUUUGCUCUUUGUCUUGAUGAAUUCAUCGAGUUUCCUCCUAUCGAAGAAUCCCCGUCGAACGAGGUUCCAUCUUUCGAUCGAUCGAUCGAUCGAUUUGUUCCACGAGCCCCAUCUGGACCCGCUGCGCUUGGAACGCCAUGUGCUGCUGGAGGUUCUGAAACUCAAUUGCUUGCUUGA
Cylindrotheca closterium is the source of this 309-nucleotide messenger RNA. Lineage: Eukaryota; Bacillariophyta; Bacillariophyceae; Bacillariales; Bacillariaceae. The record is from the annotation of a GenBank genome assembly.